This is a messenger RNA of Balaenoptera ricei (Rice's whale), 3091 nucleotides long. It is a transcript of the gene OMA1, whose product is annotated as OMA1 zinc metallopeptidase. The transcript has 9 exons. Lineage: Eukaryota; Metazoa; Chordata; Mammalia; Artiodactyla; Balaenopteridae. Gene Ontology annotation, molecular function: metalloendopeptidase activity. The record is from RefSeq and is a predicted model, not a curated record. Gene Ontology annotation, cellular component: mitochondrial inner membrane. Gene Ontology annotation, biological process: mitochondrial protein processing; protein quality control for misfolded or incompletely synthesized proteins. Bases 133 to 1707 code for a protein of 524 amino acids.
AGGCGUCCAUGUCCGAGCCGACGGCAGGAAGUGAAGAGUUCGGGCUCCUUUGGCGGGGCGUACGCUUGCGCAUAGGUCGGGUCAGAGGAAUCUUCGUUUUCGACACUGCUAGGAUAAUCAGGCAAAACAAAGAUGAGCUUCAUCUGUGGACUGCAGUUUGCUGCUAGAAACUGUGUUUUCUUCCGAUUGAAUUUACUGACCAGCUGGAGAAAAUGUAACACACAAGCUGUAACCUCACUGGACUGUCAUCAAGUGAAAAUUAACAAUAUAGUAAAUAAGUCUCUGGGCCUGGGAGUAAAUCAGGGUGAUAGAUGGACAUUUCUGCCUGAAAACUUUCAUUUCUAUAGGACUUUUAAUAACAAAAGAACAGGCUGCCUCUUGAGCACCAGAAGUAAGGAAAUUUGGAUGAUUACCCAAAAAUGUACUGCAUGGAAUAACUCUUUUUCAAGACAGCUACUGAUGAAAGACGUUCCAGUAGUUCCUGCUCUUUCAGUGGUGCAUCCUGUAAACUGUUUACCCACAAGAGACAUCAGGAGUUUCCAUACUUCUCCGCGGUUUCAAGCUGCUCCGGUUCCUCUCUUGUUGAUGAUUCUUAAACCAGUGCAGAAGCUACUGGCUAUCAUUGUGGGCAGGGGCAUAAGGAAAUGGUGGCAGGCACUUCCUCCUAACAAAAAGGAACUAUUUAAAGAAAGUGUAAGGAAGAAUAAAUGGAAGUUAUUCCUUGGUUUGAGUAGUUUUGGAUUGCUUUUUGUAGUAUUUUAUUUUACACACCUGGAAGUGAGUCCAGUCACAGGAAGGAGCAAGCUUCUGUUACUGGGGAAAGAACAUUUCAGACUUUUAUCAGAACUGGAAUAUGAAGCAUGGAUGGAAGAAUUUAAAAAUGAUAUGCUAACUGAGAAAGACGCCCGAUACGUGGCUGUUAAAGAAGUGGUUCAUCAUUUAAUUGAAUGCAAUAAAGAUAUUCCAGGGAUCUCUGAGAUCAAUUGGAUAAUUCACGUGGUUGAUUCCCCAGAUAUAAAUGCCUUUGUGCUUCCAAAUGGACAAGUGUUUAUCUUCACUGGGCUUUUAAAUAGUGUGACUGAUAUUCAUCAGCUAUCCUUCCUUCUGGGCCAUGAAAUAGCACACGCAGUACUUGAGCAUGCCGCAGAAAAGGCUAGCUUGGUUCAUUUCCUGGAUUUCCUAGGUCUGAUUUUUCUCACAAUGAUUUGGGCCAUUUGUCCUCGAGAUAGUUUGGCACUUUUGGGCCAAUGGAUUCAGUCUAAAUUGCAGGAGUUUAUGUUUGAUAGACCAUAUAGUAGAACACUGGAGGCUGAAGCUGACAAAAUUGGACUACAACUUGCUGCAAAGGCUUGUGUGGACGUCAGAGCCAGUUCAGUGUUUUGGCAACAGAUGGAAUUUGCAGAAAGCCUCCAUGGUCUUCCCAAGUUGCCAGAAUGGUUAUCUACACACCCUUCUCAUGGAAAUCGAGCAGAGCACUUGGAUAGACUCAUACCUCAGGCACUCAAAAUUAGAGAGACCUGUAAUUGCCCACCACUUUCUGGACCAGACCCUCGAUUACUGUUCAAACUCAGCAUGAAGAAUUUUCUUGAAGAAGCAGAGAAAGAAGACCUAAAUAUCACUGUUAAACCGAAAAUGGAUACUCUUCCCAUUCAAAACGAGAAGCAAAUACCAUUAACGUGUAUAGUUGAGAAAAGAACUGGCAGUUGAAUUAAAAUUUAUGAGACACCAGAUAUAUGAAGAAUGCAGUAAUCCUUACAUUUUCAUGUUACUUUUUAAAAAAUAUUGUUUGAAAUAAAAAAAUGGGUACUCAGGGUCAAAUCAUGUAUAUUACAGGUAUUAUCUAAAUUCUUAUACUAGGUAUUUAUUUUUCAUAAAAUAUUGAUAUAUUUUAAUCUAUUUUAAAAUAUCUUCAAUGAGGAAAAUGUCACAGAAUAAAUUUAUAUUACACAUUUUACUCUGUUGUAUACUUUUGAUUUGGAAGGCAGAACUCUAGUGGAUGAAAAAUCAGAAUAUCAGAAUGUGCAGUAAUUGUUACUGUCGAGAGGGUUCCAGCUGAGCCUAAACUGAAUUUCAGAGUCCGGGUGGUUAUGAUGAACUGGGAAACUGACAGUCUGAAAUAUGCAAAAAUUGGUUUGCAUUAGCGUGGGAUUAUAUGGAAUAGGGGACCUUGAGAUAGAGAGAUUCCUGGUCCUUGCUUAUGGCCGAUGAGGGAUUAAGAAGAAGCUGAAGAGGCUUUUUUCAUACGGAGGCACAAGUAGUGCUGUUUGUGGUCCAAGUGGCCAAGGGAGAAAAUGGGGAGAGAGGAUCAUCUUCUGCAUACAUAGUGUGCUUGUGUUGCAUUGAAGUCUUAACAGGAAGUCAUGUCAUCUUGGCCUCUUGACGGUAUUAGUUUGGGUAUCUCUAGGGUUCUCAGAGAAGACAACCACCGUAUUCUCACUGAGGGUCACCAGGAGACGCAGGGGCGAGGCGUGGCCCCCAAGUUGAUCUUCCUGGGCAGCAGACAUCGACAAAGGGCUGAAUGAAGAUGAGAGAAGCACAAGACACAUCCCUAGUGAUACCCAGAAAUUACUGUAUUAGUUAAAUGUGGAAAUAAGUUUUAAAAAUGUAUUAGUAUUUAUGUAUUAUUAGUACUCCCAAGCUGGUGAAGUCCAGUGAUGUUGAGGUUAUAUUUCUAAGACAGACAUUUUUCUUAUAAGUCAUUAAAUCAAAUAAAUCAUUUCUUAGAAUUAAAGGGAAAUAAACUACCUUUUAUUGAGUUUCUACUAUGAGCUGUGCCCAUGUAUUACACAACCCUGUGAAGUAGGUUUUAUUGCAGGCAUACCUCAGAGAUACUGUGGGUUCGGUUCCAGACCACUGAAAGAAAGCGAAUAUCACAAUCAAGUGAGUCGCAAAUAUUUUGGCUUCCCAGUGCAUAUAAAAGUUAUGUUUAUACUAUACUGUAGUCUAUUAAGUGUUCAAUAGCAUUACAUCUAAAAAACAGUGUACAUACCUUACUUAAAAAAUAAUGCUGUUGGGAAACUGUGACUUUGUAAAAAAUUUGUAAAAAACACGAUAUCUGUGAAGUGCAAUAAAGUGAAGCACAAUAAAACAA